Miscanthus lutarioriparius is the source of this 1389-nucleotide messenger RNA. NCBI's taxonomy places the organism in Eukaryota, Viridiplantae, Streptophyta, Magnoliopsida, Poales, Poaceae. The record is from the annotation of a GenBank genome assembly.
AUGAUUGCGGAGUGCCAAGGAGGAGGAGGGGACUUCCUCAUCAAGCUCUUCGGGAAGACCAUCCCCGUGCCGGAGUCCGGCGACGCCAAGGAUCUUCAGCAGAGCAGCAGCAGCAGCAGCUCGACUGAACAGGAUCAGGAUGCCCAUGCCCUGGACCUGGAGAACGGGCACGCGCACGCGCACCCGGACUCCUCCGAACCGUCCCCGCAGCCGGAGGUCGUCGACGCCGAGGACCCCAAGAGCUCACCGGAGACGCAUCAGAAGCCCGGCAAGUGCAGCGGCGAUGCUGCCAGCCAGAGCGAGAAGCUGAAGAAGCCCGACAAGGUGCUGCCGUGCCCGCGCUGCAACAGCAUGGACACCAAGUUCUGCUACUUCAACAACUACAACGUCAACCAGCCGCGCCACUUCUGCAAGAACUGCCAGCGGUACUGGACCGCCGGCGGCGCCAUGCGCAACGUGCCCGUGGGGGCCGGACGCCGCAAGAACAAGAACGCCGUCGCCGCCGCCUCGCACUUCCUCCACAGGGUCCGGGCCUGCGGCGGCGGCGACACGCUCAAGACGACCAACGGCACGGUGCUCAGCUUCGGCCAUGGCGGCGCGCCUCCUGGUCCUGCAUGCUUGGACCUCGCCGAGCAGCUCAGCCACCUGGCCCCGGUCAUCAGGAACGCCGGCAACCCGGGUCCUUGCAGCGAAGGAUCGACCAACAAGGACGACAACAAGACCAUCAACGACAGGUCUUCUGUAGACGAAGCUGCAGUACUAAACGCAGACGACGGAUCAGUGCAGCACCAGCACCCAGCAAACAUGAACGGCGUGUGGCCGCCGUAUAGCUGCGCCCCAUCUCCGGCGGCGUAUUUCUCCUCGGGCAUCGCGAUCCCGAUAUACCCGGCCGCGCCGGGUUACUGGGGCUGCAUGGUUCCGGGAGCUUGGAGCCUGCCAUGGCCGGUGCAACAGCCCCCGUCGCAGUCGCAGGGACCGGCGGGCCUCUCGUCGUCGUCGCCCACCACCGCCAGUGCUCCUUCGGUCUCAUCAUCCGGGGCAGCUGACUCCCACACGCUGGGGCUGGGCAAGCACCCCCGGGACCGGGACGGUGACGAUGGAAGAAACGGCAAUGCCCAUGGCGGCAACGCCAAGGUGUGGGCUCCCAAGACCAUCCGGAUAGACGACGUGGACGAGGUGGCCAGGAGCUCGAUCUGGUCCCUCAUCGGGAUCAGAACCGACAAGAAGCAGCAGGACGCAGAUGCCGCUGGUGGGCACAAGCAGCUUGGGACGGUGUUCGAGCCCAAGCUCGAGGCCACCAAGAAGCAGGCCAUGAUGACAAGGUCGCCGCUCCUGCACGCGAAUCCCGUCGCGCUCACGCGCUCGGUGGCAUUCCAGGAGGGCUCUUGA